GGCUCUCUCUCUCUUUCUCUCUCGUGGUCAGCCAGACCUCUCGUACCGCGGCCAGCUUUGGCUCCUGAACUAAUCGCUGCCUUCCGCCAAAAGGGGAACGUAGGAAAACAGCCGCUGGGCAAGCCGCAGCGGAUCGAGCACGCGGUGGAACUCUCAGUCCCUCUGCAGCCCACCACCGCCACCACCACUGCCUCCACCGCCACCACUGCCACCACCGCAGCCUCCACCGCCACCACCGCCGCCUCCACCACCACCAUCACUGCCUCCACCGCCUCCACCUCUGCUUCCACCGCCACCACCACCGCCUCCACCGCCACCACCGCAGCCUCCACCGCCACCACCGCCGCCUCCACCGCCACCACCGCUGCCACCACCGCCACCACCGCCACCUCCACCGCCACCACAGCCGCCUCCACCGCCACCACCGCCGCCGUUGAUCAAUCGGCUACCCACACCCGCCGGCCGUCAUGUCCUCGUCGAACGCCCUUCCUGCCCCCCCCCGCCUCGCAUGGGGGCCCUCGACGUUGCCGAUCGCCGGCGCCGCCGCCCUCCUCCUGCUGGUGGCCGUCGCGUCCCGGUGGGCCCGCGGAGCCGACCGCCACCGGGGCCUCCUCCCGCCCGGGCCCCGCGCGUGGCCACUCGUCGGGAACCUCCUCCGGAUUAACCACAGAGCGCCCUACGACGACUUUGUGAAGCUGUCCCGGGAGUACGGGCCGGUGUUCACCGUCUACCUGGGCCGGUCGCCGUUCGUGAUCCUGGUUGGCUACAAAGCCGUGCGGGAUGCCCUGGUGCACCAGGCCAUCGACUUCUCGUUCCGCCCGUACGUGCCGGUCUUCGACUGCUUGGAAAUGUAUGAUGGCAUCACGAUGGCGCACGGCAACAACUUCAUUUUGAAAAAACGCUUCAGCCUUAGCGUGCUCAAGAGCUUUGGAUUUGGCAAGCAGAGGUUCCAUGAUAAGAUUUUCACCGAGGCCGGCUUCCUCGUCAAGCACGUGGCUGACACAAAAGGGCAAGCCUUCAAUGUCAGCAACCUGCUGGUGUUCGCCGUCUCCAACGUCAUCUGCUCCGUCGUGUUCGGGGAGCGCUUCGAGGACGGUGAUCCGCAACUGCUGAAGCUCGUGCAUUGCCUCGACGACGUGGCGAGGCUCGUUGGAAGCCCAUGGAUACAGCUGUACAACGCCUUCCCAUCGGUGAUGAAGCACCUGCCAGGCACACACAACCUGCUCUUCGAGAAGAAGAGGAUGCUCAUAGAGCACAUCCAGAUGAUCAUCGACAACCACAAGACGGCGUGGGUCGCCCAACAGCCGCGCGACUACAUCGACGCGUUCAUGGACAAACAGCAGCAGGAGUCUGCCAACCCGGACAGCCCCUUCCACGCCAAGUCGCUCGUCGCCUGCACGCUCAGCUUGUUCAUGGCCGGCACGGAGACGCUGUACGUGUCCCUCCGCUGGGCCCUGCUCCUCAUGAUGCACCACCCCGAUACGCAGCGGCGCGUCCAGGAGGAGAUCGACACCAUCGUGGGCCGCCACCGGAUGCCUGUCUACGCCGACCACACUUCGCUGCCCUUCACCAACGCCGUGGUGCACGAGGUGCAGCGCUACGCCAACAUGCUGCCCUACAGCUUCCCGCAUGCCACGCCGAGUGACGUCACCUUCCGCGGGUACCUCAUCCCCAAGGGAAUGCAGGUUAUCCCCGUGUUGGGCAGUGUGCUCAAGGACCCCUCCAUGUGGGAGACGCCCGACGACUUUAACCCGGGGCACUUCCUCGAUGCCGCCGGGCAGUUCCGGCAGCGCGAGGCCUUCAUGCCCUUCUCUGCAGGUCGCCGCCUGUGCCUCGGGGAGUCUCUGGCCAAGACGGAGCUCUUCAUCUUCUUCUCGUCCCUGAUGCACACCUUCACCUUCGCCCCUCCGCCCGGCUGCCCGGCUCCCGCGCCCGUGAGCCCGGCGACGUUCAUCCACUCGCCGCCCCAGUACCACGUGUGCGCCCUCGGACGCACUCCGAUCGCCUGAGCGUGCGAGGAGUGGGGGAGGCAUGAGGAGUGGGGAGAGCAGGAAGAUGAGUGGAGGACGAGAUGUGGAGGGAAAGGGGAGGAGGGGGGAUGAGGAGGGGGAGGCUCGCAAAGUCUUCGCACUCUCUCUGCUCUCACGCCGACGAGGUCUGUGUACCGUGAGAGCAACUCCCCUCGAAAUCUACGGUGGCUCGGAGAUGUUAACUAUCUCGCCUGGUAUACAGGAGGUCCUGGGUUCCAUCCCGACCCUGUGACGCCUGCUGCAAUAUUUGGAGCUUGCGUGCCUUUUUCUUUCAUCAUCAUCAUGGUGGCUAGAUGUUAGCGAAAGUGAGGGGAAAAAGUAUUUGAUCCCCUGCUGAUUCUGUACGUUGGCCUAGCCAGUCUACAGACCUUAAUCCCACAGAAAAUCUGUGGAGGGAGCUGAAGGUUCGAGUUGCCAAACGUCAGCCUCGAAACCUUAAUGACUUGGAGAAGAUCUGCAAAGAGGAGUGGGACAAAAUCCCGCCUGAGAUGUGUGCAAACCUGGUGGCCAACUACAAGAAACGUCUGACCUCUGUGAUUGCCAACAAGGGUUUUGCCACCAAGUACUAAGUCAUGUUUUGCAGAGGGGUCAAAUACUUAUUUCCCUCAUUAAAAUGCAAAUCAAUUUAUAACAUUUUUGACAUGCGUUUUUCUGGAUUUUGUUGUUGUUAUUCUGUCUCUCACUGUUCAA
Messenger RNA from Lethenteron reissneri (Far Eastern brook lamprey), 2720 nucleotides. RefSeq names its product cytochrome P450 2F2-like. The record is from RefSeq and is a predicted model, not a curated record. Lineage: Eukaryota; Metazoa; Chordata; Hyperoartia; Petromyzontiformes; Petromyzontidae. Gene Ontology annotation, biological process: xenobiotic metabolic process. Gene Ontology annotation, molecular function: oxidoreductase activity, acting on paired donors, with incorporation or reduction of molecular oxygen, reduced flavin or flavoprotein as one donor, and incorporation of one atom of oxygen; iron ion binding; heme binding. Gene Ontology annotation, cellular component: cytoplasm; intracellular membrane-bounded organelle.